This is a messenger RNA of Fonsecaea multimorphosa CBS 102226, 1038 nucleotides long. RefSeq lists its product as uncharacterized. The coding region runs from base 1 to 1038 and encodes 345 amino acids. The record is from RefSeq and is a predicted model, not a curated record. NCBI's taxonomy places the organism in Eukaryota, Fungi, Ascomycota, Eurotiomycetes, Chaetothyriales, Herpotrichiellaceae. The transcript has 2 exons.
AUGAAAUUCUUCCUUUCUCGGCGUUGGAAGCCAAACAAAUGGCCUUUCUACGGCCUGAUAGCCCUUGAGAUCCCAUUGACCAUCGCUCUUCUGGCAUUAUUCGGCAUUGCCUCUCCGGACACCUAUCGAACGAGAUUGUGGCAGGACGGUGCAGACAAUGGCUUCAACUCGAGCCCAUUGACGGGACUAUACGCAGCAGCCAACUAUCGACCCUAUACCACUCCCAAGGUCUGGUCGCAAUUCAUAACCGAUUACAAUGUCGCAAUCACCGUCCUAUCCAUGUUCAUCAUGCUGGUCAAGUCGAUCAUGUACAUGCUCCACGUUUUCCCACCGGUCCUCUCUGCCUUCGUUCACACCGGCCUUCUCAUCCUAUACGCCGUCUCGGUUGACUACCAAGCCAGCAGUGACACCACCGACCCGGAGCACCCUCAACACGGAGCACCCUGGUACAUCACCAAAUCCUGCAGCGUGGCUCAUAACAAGAACAACAUCGGGUACUGCAGACAGGCGAAAGCCAGUUUUGCAUGCACAUGCGCCAUGCUGGGCGUUUUUGUCACCUAUUUCGGGUUCGCCGUAUACUCGUGUUUUCCCAGCAAGCAACAACGCGAGGAAUAUGCCGAGAAGCAACGGCUCAAGGCAGAGCGCUGGGCGAAAUUUGAGACCUACCAGGACGAUGAGACGGGCGAGACCACGGUACAAAAAUACCCCGUGCCGGAUACACCAGGUUUUGCGAAUGGUCGACUGAACCCCAUGACCCCGCGCACACUUGCCUUCAACACGCUGGGCGGAACGAAGGACCUCCCGCUGCGGAACCACUUCAGCUCGCCAAACGUCCAGCCGACUACAUCUCCAUCUCCCUCCUUCGCCAUUCGAAGUCCUGAUUUGCCGAGAAGCCCAAUGAGCCUGGGAUUCGUUCAGCGAGUGGGCACCGGCUCUGAGAAGGCGAAUGGCAAAUCUCCCGAAAUUGGCUUAAGUCUGGACACAUCAGCUACACCGCAGCUUUAUUUCCCUCCUCCACCAAAGAUAUCGAAGAAGUGA